This is a messenger RNA of Sander lucioperca (pikeperch), 2347 nucleotides long. RefSeq names its product calsequestrin 1a (gene casq1a). Gene Ontology annotation, biological process: regulation of skeletal muscle contraction by regulation of release of sequestered calcium ion. The transcript has 11 exons. NCBI's taxonomy places the organism in Eukaryota, Metazoa, Chordata, Actinopteri, Perciformes, Percidae. The coding region runs from base 181 to 1656 and encodes 491 amino acids. The record is from RefSeq and is a predicted model, not a curated record. Gene Ontology annotation, molecular function: calcium ion binding. Gene Ontology annotation, cellular component: sarcoplasmic reticulum lumen.
CCCAACCCCUUUUUGCACCCUGUGCCCCACUGCCAGUUGCAAGAGUUGGUCUUGCUCUCUUCUGGGUGACGCGGAUUGGAAAGGGUUCUCCAUACUUUUACCUAUUUUGUUUUUUUUUGCUGGCACUUUUUUACUUGUAAAAAAACUGUGAAUACAUCUACAUUAUCUUAGAGAGGAGCCAUGAAGUGGACCUGGGUGCUUGUGGCAGUCUUGCUGUCCUUUGGGGGGCUAUCACUGGGAAAGGAGAGCUUAGACUUCCCAGAGUAUGAUGGCAAGGACCGUGUCCACGACCUCAAUGCCAAGAACUAUAAGUCUGUGAUGAAGAAGUACGAUGUUAUGGUGGUGUACUACCAUGACCAUCCCGGAUCCAGCCGCGUCGCCCAGAAACAGUUUGAGAUUGAGGAGCUGGCCCUUGAGCUUGUAGCCCAGGUCCUGGAUGAGUUUGAUGAUGAGGAUAUUGGAGUCGGCCUCAUUGAUGCAAAGCACGACAAAGUCGUUGCAAAGAAAUUAGACCUUGAUGAGUCCGACAGCGUCUACAUCUUCACAGACGAUGAAGUCAUAGAAUAUGAUGGCGAGUUUGCAGCAGACACUAUCGUGGAAUUCAUCUAUGAUGUUCUUGAGGACCCAGUGGAAAUUAUUGACAAUAGUAGGGAACUGAAAGGCUUUGAAAACAUCGAAGAGGACAUCAAACUGGUGGGCUACUUUAAGAGUCACAAGUCAGAACAUUUUGAGGCUUUUGCCGAUGCUGCUGAAGAGUUCCAUCCUCACAUCAAGUUCUUUGCCACAUUCAGUCCCAAGGUUGCCAAGGCUCUGGAGCUGAAGCUCAAUGAGGUGGACUUCUAUGAACCCUUCAUUGAUGAUCCAGUGGUCAUCCCAGGAAAACCUUACUCUGAAGAGGAGCUGGUGGAAUUCAUUGAAGAUAAUGACAGACCAACCCUGAGGAAGCUGCAGCCACACAACAUGUAUGAGAUCUGGGACGACGAUGUUGAAGGUGAACAUAUCAUUGCUUUUGCAGAGGAGUCUGAUCCAGAUGGUUUUGAGUUCCUUGAGAUCCUGAAGGAAGUUGCUGAGGAUAACACAGACAACCCUGACCUCAGCAUUGUCUGGAUUGACCCUGACGACUUCCCCCUGCUUCUGCCACACUGGGAGAAGACUUUUGGAAUUGACCUGUCCUACCCACAGAUUGGUGUUGUUGAUGCUGGUGAUGCUGACAGCGUGUGGAUGGACAUGGAUGAAGGUGACGACUUGCCAUCUGUAGACGAGCUGGAGGACUGGAUUGAGGAUGCUCUGUCAGGUAAAAUCGAUCCUGAUGAAGAUGACGACGACGACGACGACGACGACGACGACGACGACGACGACGACGACGACGACGACGACGACGAUGACGACGACGACGACGACGACGACGACGACGACGAUGACGACGAUGACGACGAUGAUGACGACGACGACGACGAUGACGAUGAUGAUGACGAUGAUGAUGACGAUGAUGAUGACGAUGAUGAUGACGAUGAUGAUGAUGAUGAUGACGAUGAUGACGACGACGACGACGACGACGACGACGACGAUGAUGAUGAUGAUGAUGACGACGAUGAUGAUGAUGAUGAUGAUGAUGACGAUGACGACGACGAUGACGAUGACGACGAUGAUUAUUAAAUCAUUAAGUCAUAAUUUACUCUUCAAGUCUGACCAAUGCAGUUUCAAGAGUCAACAUCAUUCACUCUGUCAAAUCAUCUUCUUUUGUAACUAGUUCUCAUGUUGAACUCAUUAGUCCAUUUUGAUAUCUCAUGUUGAACUCGUCAGUCCAUUUUGAUAUCUCAUCUUUUCAUCAUCCUCUCUCUGCAUCUCACCAGAAUAUUCCACUACACGUUUAUCCCUUUCCCCUACAUAUUCACUAAUCCUCUAUGUAACAAAGUACUUUCUAAACUAAGAUCCCACAAUACACAUGUGACAGUGUCUGGUACAAUAAAAAAAGAAAUUCUUUCAAAACCUUGCCAUCUACUGCUAUUGAUUUUUAUAUUAUUAAAGUUUUUAUUUUCCAAAGUACUGGAGGAGUUACAAUGUUGUAUGUACUAUGUCUAAGUCCAUCUGUGGAGUCUCUUCCAGUCUGAAUGUGUUUUGUCUGUUCACUUAUUUUCUCGUUUGCCCCAGCAUCGAAACAACUGAAGUCAGACCCAAGGGUGCUAGAAGGCUUUUCUGAUGGGUCUUAUGCUGUACACUGAAAGUGCUGUACAUCAUAUGGAUGUUUUCUACGAUGAUGAAAUAUGACAACAGCCAUAUUCUAUUUUUGUAACAAGAGGAAUUUAACUGUAAAGUCUUAAAUAAAUGACCGCUUGGACAGAAAAAA